AUGAUUCGUUUCUACCUCGCGGCGAUCUUCGCCCUCCUGUGGCAUACGGCCGUCGUGCAGAGUGCAGCUCUGAACCAUGUCUCCCGUGAGCGAUGCCAGUUGUCAGGGAAGCAUUGUCCCAAGGGCACAAUCGUGGUCUCGGCCUCGAAUAAACAUGCCGAUUUCACCACCGUCCAAGCUGCCAUUGAAUCUCUGCCGCAGGAUGAUACUGCCCAGACGAUCCUCAUUCUCGCCGGUACUUACAAGGAGCAAGUGAACGUCACCCGUGCGGGCCCGGUCACGCUGCUCGGCCAGACCUCGUCUCCGACAGAUGCGACCAAGAAUCAGGUCGUCAUCACCUGGGCGGCGGCUAACCACGAUAAUACCGGCAAGUCCGUCGACAAUGUCUUCUCCAGUGUACUGGUUGUUGCUCCCACUCUCGAUGCUAGCGUGACUGGGUCCGGGCCUACUGGUAACCCAGUGCCGGAGGACACUCCCUUUGGAAACAAGAACUUUCGUGCAUACAACAUCGACUUCACCAAUACCUGGGCGGAGUAUUCUGAUGGACCAGCCCAUGCACUGAGCUUCAGCCGUGCCAAUGGUGGCUUCUACUACUGCGGAUUCUACUCAUACCAGGACACGGUCUACGUUGGUAAACUCGGCAACGCCUACUUUUACAAGUCCAUCCUCGCCGGUCAAACCGAUUUUCUUUAUGGCUUCGGCACCGCCUGGAUCCAAUCCUCCGACGUCCUGCUUCGCGGCUGUGGCGGCGGCAUCACCGCCUGGAAAGGCACCAACACCACUUUCCCCAACAAAUACGGCGUUUAUAUCGUCGACAGCACCGUUCGCGCCGCCAACGCCUCCAUCGCGCCCAGCAUCGUGGGUGCCUGCGCUCUUGGCCGCCCAUGGAACUCCCUACAGCGAUCCAUCUUUGCCAAUUCCUACGAGGAUGGCAGCAUUCAGCCGAAUGGGUAUAUUGACUGGAUCAUCUCGGGCGUGGGACGGUACGAAAAGGGCGUGACUUUUAUGGCGGAAUACCACAACCACGGGCCGGGAUUCAAUCAGACUGGUCGGAUGGAUUCCGGGUUCUUUCAAAAUCCAGAGGGCAAGUUCGGGGAUGUAUCCUGGAUCGAUUGGGAGACUGCGCGAAGCAAUUAA
This is a messenger RNA of Penicillium oxalicum, 1137 nucleotides long. Its product is annotated as putative pectin methylesterase. The transcript has 3 exons. The record is from RefSeq and is a predicted model, not a curated record. Gene Ontology annotation, molecular function: pectinesterase activity. The coding region runs from base 1 to 1137 and encodes 378 amino acids. NCBI's taxonomy places the organism in Eukaryota, Fungi, Ascomycota, Eurotiomycetes, Eurotiales, Aspergillaceae. Gene Ontology annotation, biological process: cell wall modification.